UAAACAGUUUGUGGUUUAAAUUACUAUUAAUUGGGCAACUAAAACGCUAGGUGAAACGGCAAAUCGAGUGCAGCUCAGUACAAUUUCAACGCGCGGGGACCAGCAACAGCCUCAAAAUUGGUAAAGUGGACGGCAACACGAUGGGCAGCUCCGACGAUCGCGUCUACGCUGCCGAAAAAAUCAUCCAGAAGCGCGUUAGAAAGGGUGUUGUGGAGUACCGUGUCAAGUGGAAGGGCUGGAACCAACGCUACAACACCUGGGAGCCAGAGGUUAAUAUCCUGGAUCGUCGUCUAAUCGACAUCUACGAGCAGAGCAACAAAUCCUCCGGCACACCCUCCAAGCGGGCCGCUGCGCUCAAGAAGAAAGAAAAGGAACCGGAUCCGGAGCCCGAAUCCGAGGAGGAUGAGUACACAUUCACCGGCGAUGAUGUGCCCGAUAACAAUCAGCAGGCAAGUACAUCGACUGCGGCCACAAUUGGCGAUGGUGGCGUUGACAAGAAGGACAAGGAUAAGAAGCAUCAUCAUCACCAUCACCACCAUCAUCACCAUCAGCAGCAGCAGCAGCACACCGCCAACAACAACAACAGCAACCAAAGUAUCAAAUCGGAACGGAUUAGUAAUCGUCGCUCCGAGUCGCCGCUGACCCAUCACCAUCAUCAUCACCAGGAGUUGAAGCGAUUGCGCAUGGAUCGCAGCUCCUCAUCGAACAGCAGCUCAACGCACAAUGAGAAUUCCUUCGUGCCGGAGGCGGACACCAAUUCAUCCAGCUCCGAGGAUCAACCACUGAUGGGCACAAAGCGCAAGGCGGAGGUGCUUAAGGAGUCGGGUAAAAUUGGUGUCACCAUUAAAACGUCACCGGAUGGACCCACUACAACCAAGCCGCAGCAACCGAUGCAGGAGCAGCAACCGAAUGCCGCAGAAUCGGCCACGCAGCCGCACAAGACAGAGUUGCAGAGCGCUGAGCCAGAGGCAGGCGAGGCAACAACAUCGACACCCGUCUACGCCGACCACGAGGACGAUGAGGAUUCGUCUGCGGCGCCAGCUGCGACGGCGUCGGCGCCGGCGCCUCCCACAGAGAACAAUAACAUACCAAAAUUGAGUGGCGCCUUGGCGUUGAGCCAAAAGCAACCGUUGACGCCGCUGUCGCCGCGUGCGUUGCCGCCACGCUUCUGGUUGCCGGCCAAGUGCAACAUCUCGAAUCGUGUGGUCAUCACGGAUGUCACCGUCAAUCUGGAGACGGUCACCAUUCGGGAGUGCAAAACGGAGCGUGGAUUUUUUCGUGAACGCGACAUGAAGGGCGACUCAUCGCCGGUGGCUUAGCCCACGUUCAUUGCUCCGAAUCCAAUUGUAAAUAGUCUUCUAAACAAAAGAAGAAAAUCCAAUGCUAAAUGUUGCAAAGCAUUUCCCUUUAAGAAAUAACUUAUUUAUUGUAUUUAUUGAUAGCGUAGAAACUAGUUUUGUUGUCCUUAUUACAAUGUUUAAAAUGAGAGUAGUGGCGGCAACAGCUGUUGGGCAGCAUCAAAAGUUGACAUCAUCCAUCUCAUCCAACUUGAUGAGCUUUUGUGCCUGCCCAACUGACGACUGUCGGCGCACAUUACAUACUAGUUGUAUGUCGUGUAGUUUAGCAGAGUAUAUAUGUAUAUAUAUAUACACAUAUAUAUAUAUAUAGCAUAU
Drosophila grimshawi is the source of this 1673-nucleotide messenger RNA. It is a transcript of the gene Pc, whose product is annotated as polycomb group protein Pc. NCBI's taxonomy places the organism in Eukaryota, Metazoa, Arthropoda, Insecta, Diptera, Drosophilidae. The coding region runs from base 141 to 1319 and encodes 392 amino acids. The record is from RefSeq and is a predicted model, not a curated record. The transcript is spliced from 2 exons.